AUGGGUUUUACACCGUACCAACUAUUUCUUGCGGGUUUGAUGUUAGUAACUGGUACGAUCAAUACGUUAUCAACGAAAUGGGCUGAUCGGCAAACAUCUGAGUUUUGCGAUGGAUCAGGACAGAAUAUUACAUUUGAGCAUCCGUUUCUUCAGGCCGUCGGUAUGUUCAUUGGUGAAUUCUUAUGUCUGUUAGCUUUCAAAUUCAUUUGGUACUCUACUGCUCGGUAUCGUAUUCAACAAAUGACAUACAAAGGUGAUGCGUCAUCGGCACUUGUGAAUUUAUGGCCUAUCAACAUCAAGAAAGAUAUCCGUCUAGUCGAUGGUGAACAAGUAUUUAAUCCAUUGAUAUUUUGGAUAGCAUCCAUCUUUGAUAUGCUCUCAACAUGUUUAUCUUAUUUUGCAUUGAAUUUAACUACUGCAAGUUCUUUUCAAAUGUUGAGAGGUUCAGUCAUGGUUUUCACGGCUCUUAUGAGUAUAUUAUUUCUAAAGAAGAGACUCAACGGCAUUCAAUGGUUAGGCAUUGGUACUGUUGUCACUGGUUUGGUUGUUGUUGGUGUAUCGGAUCUGUUAUUUGACAAAACAAAGGAAGGUAAUCAUAGCAGUGGCGAAAAAGUUGCUGGAAUACUUCUUAUUCUUUUGGCAAUGUUGUUUACUAGUGGUCAAGUUGUCUACGAGGAGCGAUUCAUUGGAAAAUACAACAUUCCACCGUUACAAGCUGUUGGUUGGGAAGGCAUCUUCGGUUUCCUUACUCUCAGUCUUGUUAUAAUCCCAUUUCAUUUCAUCCAUCUGAAAACCUCAAAUAGUGGUCCAGAGCAUCGGCUAGAAGAUGUCCCGGAAGCGUUCUGUCAGAUGGGCCAUAAUUACAUAAUCAUCAUAGCAACAGUUGGAAACAUACUCUCAAUUGCAUUUUUCAAUUUCGCUGGUAUAUCUGUAACCAAAGAAUUGUCAUCGACCACGCGAAUGGUGCUCGACAGUGGUCGAACGUUGAUCAUCUGGGCAGUGUCACUAGCAUUGAGCUGGCAAAAAUUUUACCCGUUACAAAUCGUUGGUUUCGUUCUUUUAGUUAUCGGUAUGGGUAUUUACAAUGGUGUGUGGCAAAGUUUAUACCGUCAACUUUUCGGUAGACAAGCUGAUGAUCAAGCAGCGCUGAUACCCGAUUAUACUGCUGCUAAUCCGUACGCAAUAUCCAAUCCAGCAAAUGUUCCAACAGGUGCAGGAAUCGUUCCGAAUAUCCUAAAUGUGGUUGAUAUUAACUCAUCGAAAUUAAAUCGUGUUCGAGCUGAAACAUGUUUACAAUUAAAGGACAGCACUUUUACCGUUGAAUGUGGAAUUCGAGUCUCGAUACAAUACUUGCGUGAUUUGUUUACAGCCAAGGUUGAUGAAUGUUAUUUUAAUAAGCAACAUGGAAGUAUCGAUAACGACUCGGACACAUCAACAACUUCCGAUGAUAAUGCAGCAAUUAGCCCAAAACGUCCAUUAAUGUUAUUAGCUGCUGAACAGGCAAACGUAGGCGAAAAUAAACCCUUUUGUUUAUUGUAUUCGACUUGUAUAUUUACUUUUUUAUGUAAUUAUUGUUAA
Adineta ricciae is the source of this 1578-nucleotide messenger RNA. The record is from the annotation of a GenBank genome assembly. NCBI's taxonomy places the organism in Eukaryota, Metazoa, Rotifera, Eurotatoria, Adinetida, Adinetidae.